Paramuricea clavata is the source of this 2165-nucleotide messenger RNA. NCBI's taxonomy places the organism in Eukaryota, Metazoa, Cnidaria, Anthozoa, Malacalcyonacea, Plexauridae. The record is from the annotation of a GenBank genome assembly.
AUGUCUACAUGCUUAAGUGGACUGCCCUGGAUUGCUAGCGUUUGACGCUGUAGGCGAACCAGCAACAUUAGCCCAGAGAUGGACAACAUGGAAGGAAGAAUUCGAGCUAUUCGUUACCGCAUCGGGAAUAAGCGAUUCAACCCAGAAAAGAGCCCUUCUUCUCCACCUUGCUGGCCCGAAAGUGAGAGACAUUUUUAACAAUUCUAUACCCGAAGGCGCCCGAGGCGAAGCAAAGGACUACAAUAAAGCAAUGGACUGCCUUUCAGACCAUUUUAAAAUGAGAAAAAAUGUGCCUAUGGCUCGACAGGCGUUUAUCGCAGUGAAGCCGAACGUGGGCGAAACAAUUAACAACUUUAUAACACGACUACAGAAGCUAGCAGAACACUGUGACUACGGCGAGGAACGUGAUAAUCAAGUAAGAGAUCAUGCUAUUUCUUACAUUAAAGAUAAGAACUUAAAAUCGAAGUUAUAUCGUGAAGAAACAUUGACUUUAAACAAACUUAUGGAAAUAGUCGGCGAGUAUCAUGACCAAGAGGCGUUAAUCCUUUUGUCUGAUCGAGUAAACAACAUUCAAAUUAGUUCAAAGAACAAAGGACGGUGUUGGCGUUGCGACAAGGCGGGACAUUACGCAAGAGAAUGUCGAAGCUCGCGAGACCACAAGUGUGGAAAGUGUGGUAAAGUUGGGCAUUUCGAAGUCUGCUGCCAUUCAAGAAGCAAGCAACCCGAAACACGUCAAGGCACAAAUAAUCAAAGUACUCAUGUUGGUGGAAAUCGAGGAAGAAACAAGAAAAGAUCGGAUGUGCGUCAAGUUACAGAUGGUGAACUCCCUGCAGCCGUGCCGGAAAAGCAAGCAUACGACGGAGACUAUUACCACGUGUUCAGCGUUGAAGACAUAGAUGAAGAGAACUUUCUGGAAUUGAAGAUUGAAGAUAAGUUUGUUAAAAUUGUUAUUGACUCUGGUGCUAGCUGUAACUUAAUCUCGCAUGAAAUGCUAGAUUUUAUUACAGGGGGUAAAGUGAAUUUAUCACCUUGUGAUAAGAAAAUUUAUGCUUACGCAGCGGUUAAUCCAUUAGAGCUUGACGGGAAAUGUAAGCUUAACGUAUAUGUGCCUCAAACUAACCAACAAAUUUUGACCGAAUUCUAUGUUACAAGUGGGAGGGCAGUGACGUUGCUUGGUCGCAAAGCGUCUCAAACGUUGGGACUGUUAAAAAUCGGGGUAUCUCUGCAUAUUUCAACAGAAAGAAAAGCUGUCUUUAAAACAAAGGUUCCCCAAAGUUUUUCGAGGACUCGGUAAACUUAAGGGAUAUCAGUUAAAAUUCCACAUUGAUCCUGAAGUAGAACCCGUAGCCUAGCCUGUACGUAGAAUACCAUUUAGUUGCAGACCCAAAGUUGUACAGAAAAUAGAAGAGCUCGUCGAACUUGACGUAAUAGAAAAAGUAGAGGGUCCAACUAGCUGGGUUAACCCAUUAGUCGUAGUAGAAAAGCCAAAUGGGGACGUAAGAAUUUGUUUAGAUAUGAGACAUGCGAACAAGGCGAUCAAGAGAGAGAAACAUCCAGUUCCUACAGCAGAAGAAAUCUUACAAGAAAUCUCGGAAGCAAAGGUCUUCACCAAAUUAGACCUUAAUAUGGUGUUCCACCAAAUUGAGUUGCACCCAGACUUGAGGGACAUAACCACAUUCGCGGCACCAAACGGUUUAUAUCGAUACAAGAGGUUGAUCUUCGGGGUGAAUAUGGCAACAGAGAAGUUCCAGAAUAUCAUUUGGCAAGUCAUCAAAGAUUGCCCAGACGCAUACAACAUCCAUGAUGAUCUUCGUGUCGUUGGCGCUACUGACAAAGAACACGACGAGAAUCUAGAAAGAGUGAUGAGGAAAUUGGAAGAAAAUGGUCUCAUGCUGAAUUAUGAGAAGUGUGAAGUCGGCAUCAACGAGAUGGUUUACAUGGGAGACGUUUUGUCUGGGGAUGGUCUACAACUCUCAGAAAAACGAGUCAAAGCUAUUGUCGACGCACCAGAACCCAAGAACCAGUCGGAACCUUGGCUCAUCGCAGUUCUGUGCAAAGUUUAUCCAGAAUUUUGCAACCGUGUCGAGUCCUUUAUGGGAUCUCACGAAGAAAGGUGCCAAGUGGAAGUGGGGAGAGAGAGAAAGUCGAGCUGUUCGCGAAAUUAA